CAUCUUUGUUGAGUACCGUCCGUCGUUAGAAUCUUGCUAAUUUUAUUGAAUCCUUUAGGGAAAUUAUAGUGCAGAAGUGUUUGUUGUAUGUAAAGAAUAACUAAGUGUGCAAGGUGCAUAUUCGUUCUAGAAAAUGUAGCGAAUGUCUCCGUUGUGGACAACGGUGUAUUGUCCGUGUUACCAAGUCCAAGUUUAAGCGUCUAGCUGCCGAGAAGGAGAAGUUAGAGGGUCGUAUUAAAGAGAGUCGCGAUGCGCAAGAUGCGGCUAUGAGGCUUCAUAAGAAGGCUCUAGAAGAGUUGCGCACUUAUCAUUUGUUGGAGAGGCGUGCUAAGAAGGCGAUUGCUAUAGAAAGUCGAGAGCUAGAAGAGUUAGAGCGGGAAGGCGUGUUAGAGUUCGACGAGUCUAAUCUAUUAAUUAACUUGUCUCCUAGUACUUGGGGUGCGUUCGCGGAUUUGCCUCUGGAUUACUGGGAGCCUCUUAAGUCGAGCUUGGUUGUUUCUAGUUCAGGUGGUGAUGCGCCCGUCUCCGGUGGUUGAGGU
Exserohilum turcica Et28A is the source of this 539-nucleotide messenger RNA. RefSeq lists its product as uncharacterized. Lineage: Eukaryota; Fungi; Ascomycota; Dothideomycetes; Pleosporales; Pleosporaceae. The record is from RefSeq and is a predicted model, not a curated record. The coding region runs from base 267 to 536 and encodes 89 amino acids. The transcript has 2 exons.